ACGACGUAGAAAAAACAACAACAACAACACUCAUGUUUUGACAUUUCUAAAAUUUACUCUUUGUCUUUGUAAUCGUUCGUGAAAAAUGCGGCUAUUAUUUGAUUUCAGUAUUGUUAUUAUAUGCGUUUUCCUGUUUGCAUUUACAGAGGCGGCCUUGACCUCUCACCAGCCAGAGUAUAUGGAAGUCUUUUCCCAGCAUCAAACGUGGGAAGGUCACUACACAUACAACAAAUCUGAAUACUACUGCAUGCUGUUUGUUCACACGGGUCAUUACAACAAGUCAGGUGGUCUUCUAGCAACAUUUAAAGACAAAUUGGGCACCACCUUAGAAAUAGAAGGUGAACAAACGGGCAACCAUGAGCUUGAGGUGAAAUUUACCGUCUUCAUGGUCUAUAAUGAUGGAAAUGGCAGAUUCCCAAGUAACUUUACAUUCACUGCUACACUUUACCAAAAAGAAGGGAAAUGGAGUUUGCAAGCCAGAGUUACUAUACCUUCAGAUGGGCUGUUUGGUCUACUUGAUCUUCAUCAAACUGACUCAGAGGUUGGCCCUUUCUUUGACGGGAGCAGAAAGGGCUGGCAGUACUUCCUCAUCAUUGGUGUCCCGUUAAUAAUGGCAGUCGUCGGGGCGGUCGGCACCGUUGGCAUUCUCUACUGGGCCAUUAAGAGGGGCUACAUUCGACACGUGCCAAAGUCGUACAAGAAUUUUGAUAGUCCAGUUGGCUUCAACUGUGGUAAGGGAACCGUGCAUAUUUAAAGCGCUAUCUUCCGUCAGACUCUAGCAUUUUAUAUUUCAUUCCUUAAUCAGUUUUAUUUUGUGUUAAACCACCAUUAUAAUAAAUCAUUACAGUGAUAAUUGGGGAUGUAAAGUAACAUUUCGACCACCGUUGUCCCGGUUUGUUUUUUUAGGGUGUCUUUGUUUAAACAGUGUUUAGUAAAAUAACUUGAACUUGGCAUAUGAAGUACUUUCAUGCAAUAAUGGAUUAAAAACAAGUUAUUAAAAACUUGUUUGAAUAUACAUAUUUAUAGCAUGUUUAAGAAUUUAUCACAUGUAACCAGUUAAAGCAAUUGCCAGUUGAUGGCAAGGGAUAAUGUGUUGAUACAUAAAAGUGUGAAUGAAGUGAUAAAGGAUCUCUUGUAUAGUGGACAUAGUAUGAGUUUUCUCAGUAAAUCUAGGGGCGUUGCACACUAUUUAGGGGCUAUGGGCCUGUGUGCACCUACUCAGUUAUAUGAGGUUUGUUCUGGGAAAACUGGGCUUAAUGCAUGUGUGUAAAGUGUCACACAGGCUAAUCAGACAUUUUCCACUUGUAUGGACUUUUUCUUUUAAAUGAAGUAUCUUCUAAACAAACAUCCAGUUCAGGGUGAAAGAGUCCUCUCUGUUUAGCCUGUGAGGAUAGCACUGGCUUCUCUGGAAUGACACUCUGGGCUCAUGCAUUAAGUGCAGUGUGAGGAUAGCACUGGCUUCUCUGGGAUGACACUGUGGGCUCAUGCAUUAUGUGCAGUGUGAGGAUUGCACUGGCUUCUCUGGGAUGACACUGUGGGCUCAUGCAUUAAGUGCAGUGUGAGGAUAGCACUUGCUUCUCUGGGAUCAUGCAUUAAGUGCAGUGUGAGGAUUGCACUGGCCUCUCUGGGAUGACACUCUGGGCUCAUGCAUUAAGUGCAGUGUGAGAAUUGCACUGGCUUCUCUGGGAUGACACUCUGGGCUCAUGCAUUAAGUGCAGUUUUCACAGAACGAGGCUCAUAUCCUGAUCAUUAGCAGUUUUUGUUUUUCACUACUACAUUUGACAAUAUUGUUGAACAUUUUUAGUCUCAUGGUGCUUGAUGUAGCUGGCAUCUCAAUGAUUCACUAGUAAUGUGUACUUUCUGUUGAAUUUUUAGAUGUCUCUACUUUUUAGCUCACCUGAGCUUUUGUGAUCGCCUUUUGUCCGUCGUCCGUCCCGCGUUGUCCGUUGUGCGACGUCAACAUUUGCCUUGUUUACUCUCUAGAGGCCACAUUUAUUGUCCAAUGUUCAUGAAAUUUGGUCAGAAGAUUGGUUUCAAUGAUAUCUUGGAUAGUUCAAAAAUGGUUACGUUUGCUUGAAAAACAUGGUUGCCAAGGGGCGGGGCAUUUUUCCUUAUAUGGCUAUAGUAAAAUCUUGUUAACACUCUAGAGGCCACAUUUAUUGACUGAUCUUCAUGAAACUUGGUCAGAAGAUUCAUCCCAAUAAUAUCUUGGAAGAGUUCGAAAAUGAUGCCUGUUGGUUGAAAAACAUGGCCGCCAGGGGGCAGGGCAUUUUUCCUUAUAUGGCUUUAGUAAAACCUUGUUAACACUCUAGAGGCCACAUUUAUUUUCCGAUCUUCGUGAAACUUGGUCAGAAGAUUUGUCCCAAUAAUAGCUUGUUAUCUCAGUUGAGCGACUUUGGACCUUUCAUGCCCUCUUGUUUGUUAAUGUCAGAAGAGCAUUAUCUUACUUUUACAAAAAUCAACUAUUUUUGCUGUUGACAAACAUUCAAGUAAUAAUGGGGAAAAAAAUCAGUACACUUGACCAUACUUCAUGGAUAUGAUAAUUUUCAAUAUAUUUGUAUACAUGUAAAUGUGUUCAUAUUUUACAUGCACAUCUAUUAUAUUUAGUUUAUAGAAUGCCCUUGUUUUACAAUACAUAUCAUGUGUUCAUAUGCACAAAGAAUGAUUGAUGGUAUGCUGUUCUUGCUCUUAAAACAUGUUCUUAUUUGAAAAUAGGCUAAUUUUCAACAAUAUUGUAUAACAAAUCCAUAAAAGUGCUGGUUUUAAACGAUACAAUUUUUGAAGUAUGUUUUCUAUUAGCACCGCCUUGAAUUUUAGUUUAUUCAUGGGAUUUUUUUUACAUGUCACUAAUUUUAGGAACAUAAUAAUAAUGAUAAGUGUUGAGUUGUUGUUUGCUUUGUUGUGUGCUAAAGAUUUUGUCAAAACACAAAUUUGUAAGCAGAUCAUUGAUAAGAGAGUAUCCAUUUAGAUGGGGCCAACGCCACUUAUAAUUGUAUAUAAGCCUUGAAUUGGGAAAACAGGGUCAAAUACAUGUGCUUAAAGUAUUGUCUCACAUUAGUCUGUGCAGUUCACACAGGCUAAUCAGGGACAACACUUUCAGCAUUUGUAAUAUUUUUAGUUUAAAGAAAGCCUUUUCUUAGCGAAAAUCCUGUUCCAGCUUUACACAACUGCAUGAAACCCUAUUUUUCAGGACCUUAUCUCAAUGGUUGUGUUGUUAUACUAUGUCAUAAAGUUAUGCAAAUCUACUGUUAAAAAUUGCCUUGAGGAUUUUAUGAAAAACUGACCAUGGUCUCAUUUACAUCCAUGUCCCAAUCUCAUACAUUCCAUUAUACACUUGUAAUUUAUUAUACAAAUGUAGCUUGUUGUUCCAUCGUUCAUUCAUGUAACUUUGUUCAUCUUCAUUUAGGGUCCCUGAAAAGCUUUCUGUACAUCAUUUCAAAACACACACAUAUUUUUGUGCCUCAGUCAUUCCUCAAACAUAUCUUUCAAGUGAAUAAAAAAUAUUUUUAUUUGUUUAUUGAUUUUUCCAUUGUUGCCAUUUCGAUUGUUAUUAUUUUGUUCUGCCCCUUUUUUGUUAAUCCUAUUUCCAAAAUGAUCUGUAUUCUUGUAAAAAAAUUUUUUUAGUACCACAAUGUAAUGCUCCUGUAUUUUAUACUUGAAACUUUUGUCACCUAAUUCUGUUAAUAAUUUGCAAGCUUCAUAUUGUUGCUUUUAAUGUUGUAAAUGUCAGGUUGUUGUUGUUUUUUUCAAUUUAAUUAAAGAGUAAAGUCAAGAAUUGAUUGGUGAAUACAGUUCAUUUUAUCCACAAUGACAUUGUCAAAGUCAUAAUUGUUUUAUUGAUAUGGUGUCCGCCUUGCGCCCAGAAGGUCCCAGGUUUUAACCCUUUGCAUGCUGGGAAAUUUGUCGUCUGCUAAAAUGUUGUCUGCUGAAUUUCUAAUAUUAGCAUUUUCUUCGAUUUUUUUCAAAUAAUAUUAUCAGAAUAGCAAACAGUUUGGAUCCUGAUAAGACGCCACGUUCUGUGGCGUCUCAUCUGAAUCCAAACUGUUUUCAAAGGCCUUCAAAAUUCGGUUCCCGCACUGACAGGGUUAACUUUUAGCCCCUCUCUGGGACACCAAGGACUGGUUCUUUACAGGAAUCACACUUGAGGGUAUCAGACUCUCUAUAAGCUUUUGGUUCAGUGACAAAUUAACCAUUUACCACUAAGAUAUGGGUACAUAUUUUGAAGCAUUUGUUGGCCGUCAGAAAGUUAAAUUUAAUUAAAGACCUUUCUUACUAGAUUCAAAUUUUUAAGGCUUCAUUGCCAACCAUUAGAUACUGAUGAGCAGCAAACAGCAUAAAACCUGAAAAGACUGUGAGUUACUAAUGUUUUCUUAUGUGGUAAACAGAAGGUCAAGGUUGUCCCCCUAUUAUUAUUUAAUCAAUUAAGAAAAACAGUUGGAAAAUGAAUUGUGUAUUUUAAAUUUAGAUUUAGUGUUUGUUAAUCAAAAGAAUGAUUCAUGUACUUAAAUAUUAAGAUUAAUUGUCAUGUUAAAGAUUUGUUUGUCUGUUGUUUUAUUUUAUUAUACCCCCACAAUCGAAGUUUAGGGGGGUAUAUAGGAAUGAGCUUGUCGGUCAGUCCGUCUGUCUGUCUGUCUGUCUGUCUGUCGGUCAGUAUUAAAUGUCCGCUCUCUAAUUCAAGUUGUUUUCAUCCGAUCUUCACCUUACUUGGUCAGAUGAUGUUUCUAGAUGAUGUCUAGGUCAAGUUCAAAUAUGGGUCAUGCCGGGUCAAAAACUAGGUCAUGGGGUCACUCAGUGCGUUUUAAACAUUGAGCAUGGUGUCCGCCCUCUACUUUGAGUAGUUUUCAUCCGAGCUUCACCAAACUUGGUCAGAAGUUGUAUCUAUAUGAUGUGUAGGCCAAGUUUGAACAUGGGUCUUGGCAGGUCAAAAACUAGGUCACGGGGUCACUUAGUGCGUUUAACGCUUUGAGCAUGGUUUCCACUCUCUAAUUCAAGUAGUUUUCAUCCAAUCUUCACCGAACUUGGUCAGAAGUUAUAUCUUGAUGAUCGUAAGGCCAAGUUUGAACAUGGGCCAUGCCAGAUCAAAAACUAGGUCACAGGGUCACUUAGUACGUUAUACACAUUCAGCAUGGUGUCUGCUCUCUAAGUCAAGUAGUUUUCAUUCGAUCUUCACCACACUUGGUCAGAAGUUGUAUCUAGAUGAUGUGUAGGUCAAGUUCGAACAAGGCCAUGCCGGGUCAAAAACUAGGUCAUGGGGUCACUUAGUGCGUUUUAAACAUUGAGCAUGGUUUCGGCUGUUUUUUGUGAAGACAACAUGCCAAAUAUUCUGUGUCAAUGCUGCAUGUGGGGGUAUUCGUCAUGUCUGUUACAAAGCUCUAGUUUUGGUUGUCUGUUAUUUUUGGGACAUCCCUCAUAUUAAAUGUAUGUAAUGCAACAACAACUUCAUCACUUCUUUGUAGCAUUUAGAACAGUCCUCAAUUUAGUCUUUGAUGCAAUAAACAAUUCAACUACUCUGUCGUGUACUUUUGAAUUAAAACAAAUUAUUUGUGUGUUGUGGAAUUUUGUAAAUUAUGACUACAAGCCAUCAUUCCAUUAAUUUUGUAUUAUGUUGAUACUUGCUUAUUACAACUCUAUAUGAUUAUUCCAGAUAUGCAACUUGUGGUAAUUGUGUACUCAGAUUAAACAUUAUUCCUCAUGUAUAGGUAAUGUGUCACACUUUAUUAUAAUUGUAAUUGAACCCACCUUUAUAUGUUAUCAUUUCUUUUUAACUUUUACAAAUUCAUCUUUGUGUUGGAUGUCAUGAUCCAUUUAUCUAUUUUUGUAUACUUAGAUAUGUAGAUGUUUUGAUUUUUGUAAUUGUUUAAAACAUGUAUUCACUGUGCAUGUAGCAUUUACAUAUUUUGUUAUUACCGUUUUGUUUGUCUAACUUUUGUUAUCCCCCGCCAGAGGCAGAGGGAUAUUGUUUUGGCGUUGUUCGUCCGUCCGUCCGGCUGUCCGUCCGUCCGGCACUUUUGUGUCCGGAGCCAUAUCUUGGAAGUUCUUUGGCGGAUUUCAUUUAAACUUGGUAUGAGUAUAUAUAUGCAUUAGAGGAUGAUGCACGCCAAAUGGCAUUGUACACCAUCUGUUAAAAACAAACUUAUGGCCCUUUGUAUCUUGAAAAAAUGCUUUUUAGUGUCCGGAGCCAUAUCUUGGAAGUUCUUUGGCGGAUUUCAUUGAAACUUGGUAUGAGUAUAUAUAUGCAUAAGAAGAUGAUGCAAGCCAAAUGGCAUUGUACACCAUCUGUUAAAAACAGACUUAUGGCCCUUUGUAUCUUGAAAAAAUGCUUUUUACUAUAGGCACUUUUGUGUCCGGAGCCAUAUCUUGGAAGUGCUUUGGCGGAUUUCAUUUAAACUUGGUAUGAGUAUAUAUAUGCAUAAGAGGAUGAUGCACGCCAAAUGGCAUUGUAUUAUCCGUCCAAUUUGCACCCAUUCUCAAACAAAGCAUAUGUUGCUGGGGAUACCUUGGGCCUUUCAGGCCCUCUUGUUGUUAUUCAUUCCUUCUGUGUUCCCAUCUCAAAAGAUAGGCUGUACUGCAUAUUAUAUUUACGGUAUUAGUCAGCUCCAUAUGUAAUGUUUACAAGUUCGUUUUGGUAUUCUUAAUUUAUAAUGCCCCGGAUUGAAUGAUCGGGGGUAUAUUGUUUUUGGCCUGUCUGUCUGUCAUUCUGUCUGUCAUUCUGUCCCAAAACUUUAACCCUGGUUAAAGUUUUGCGAUAACUUUUGCAAUAUUGAAGAUAGCAACUUGAUACUUGACAUGCAUGUGUAUCUCAUGGAGCUGCACAUUUUGAGUGGUGAAAGGUCAAGGUCAUCCUUCAAGGUCAAAGGUUAAAUAUAUGGCUUCAAAGCGGCACAAUAGGGGGCAUUGUGUUUCUGACAAACACAUCUCUUGUUUUGAAAAUUAUUCAACACCAAUGCUGUUGAUUGAAAAGAAAACAUGGUUUUUAAAGUGUGCUUCGAUUAGGCCAAAUACUUCAUACCGGUAGUUGCAAACCCUCAAAUAUCAACAGAAACUAAGAUAUUUGUUGGAAAAUUUAGUAAUACAUUUCAGAAUUUCAAUAUUGUAAUGUAUUUGGCAAUACAUUAAAGAGACUUUGUAAGUCCACGAGUUAAAUCAGGUACGAUGCUUCCUGUGUAUUGUUCACUUUACUAUUUUCGACAAUUCCAGAAACACAGGAACAUAUUCAAGUGCCUUUUUGAAAGCCAGCAGUGUGGAACAAUUGGUCUGGUUCUAGUCAACCUUCAAUGUAUUUGACUUUAUGUUUUGUUGUUUUUAUCAUUUUUUUGGCGCCUUUCUGGUUCUGAUUGAACAAUUUGCAAGUGGUCAAUUUUUUCCAGUGCUUAAUUUCUGUGCUUUACUGUGACUUUAGAGUGAGAAGAUCUACCCAAGUUGUUCUUGUACAUUUUGAAAUUAAUUUAUACAUAUCAUGCAUUGUGUGUUUUAUGUGAACAACACCUUUUUACAUCAAGUUAUUAUUACAUAAAUAUUGUAUUAUUGUUUAUAAUAGAUAUUCAUAAAAUAAUUAGAACAAUUUUUUCUUGCUUGUUUUGAGUGAAGACUUGGCUUUAUGAUUUUAGCACCAUAUGUGUGCCAAGUAAUUUUCUAAUCCCUCCAACUACAUGUUGACCAAGUUAUAUUCCAGUGACGAGUUAAACAGUUUAGUUUAGUUUAAAAUAAAGUUUAUUUGAAUUACAUGUUUUAUUUCUAGAGAUCUCAAAAAGAAACGACAAUUAAAAAAAUAAUGAAAACAGAAAAUUCGCUGAAAUGAUAUCCCCUGCCGAAUAAUUUAUGUUUAUUGGUGGUUGCAAAACUAAAAAAGGCUUUUGAAGA
This is a messenger RNA of Dreissena polymorpha, 7860 nucleotides long. RefSeq lists its product as uncharacterized. The transcript has 4 exons. The record is from RefSeq and is a predicted model, not a curated record. NCBI's taxonomy places the organism in Eukaryota, Metazoa, Mollusca, Bivalvia, Myida, Dreissenidae. Bases 86 to 754 code for a protein of 222 amino acids.